Messenger RNA from Salmo salar (Atlantic salmon), 684 nucleotides. The record is from RefSeq and is a predicted model, not a curated record. Lineage: Eukaryota; Metazoa; Chordata; Actinopteri; Salmoniformes; Salmonidae.
AUGCCAGCCAGCACAGUGCAGGUCGGGUCGGGUCUGCACACUAGUGUUUUUGCUGGUACUCCAGGCUACCUGUCUCCAGAGGUCCUGAGAAAAGACCCAUAUGGGAAGCCUGUGGACUUGUGGGCCUGUGGGGUGAUCCUGUACAUCCUAUUGGUCGGUUACCCUCCCUUCUGGGACGAGGACCAGCACAGACUGUACCAGCAGAUCAAGGCUGGAGCCUAUGAUUUCCCAUCUCCAGAGUGGGACACGGUGACUCCUGAUGCCAAAGACCUGAUCAAUAAGAUGUUGACCAUCAACCCCGGCAAACGCAUCACCACCGCAGAGGCCCUCAAACACCCCUGGAUCUGUCAACGGUCCACUGUAGCUUCCAUGAUGCACAGACAGGAGACUGUGGAGUGUCUGAAGAAGUUCAACGCCAGGAGGAAACUCAAGGUAACACUCCUCUUUCACUGUCCUCUGUUCUAAUCAGAAACUCAAGGUAACACUCCUCUUUCACUGUCCUCUGUUCUAAUCAGAAACUCAAGGUAACACUCCUCUUUCACUGUCCUCUGUUCUAAUCAGAAACUCAAGGUAACACUCCUCUUUCACUGUCCUCUGUUCUAAUCAGAAACUCAAGGUAACACUCCUCUUUCACUGUCCUCUGUUCUAAUCAGAAACUCAAGGUAACACUCCUCUUUCACUGUC